CACCGUCCACCACCGAGCCACCAAGCGUGCGCCGUCCGGUCCAGGUGCAUGACACCGAAACGAUGUAUAUGCAGGUAUGUACCGACAUCCGUCUCGAUAGGAAAUUCAUUUGGAAAAGCAUUUUGUACGAAAGAAUUUCGUAAGGCAUCCUACGAACCGUUUCGUGCAAGAUGCGAUCGACUUGCUGUUAAAUGUUGACUCGUCAACAAUUGUCUGGAGCAAUAACUCGCUGUCAAUGUGCGUACGUAUGACGAUAAAAGGUGGUUUAUUUCUCAUUAAAUAUCGCAAGAGUAUUUAAUCAGUGAAAGCGAGCAUGGACGUCAGCUCACUGUUCAAAGCAAGCGUGAAGACUGUCAGUCUUCGUAACAAAGCUUUAGGAGUCGCGAACAAUGUAAAGAUUUUGAAGAAGUCAAAAAGUAAAAGUGCCUUCUUCGUGAAAGCCCAAGGAGUCGUAGCGCAAAUUUCGAAGCUACGUGAAUUUCUGUUAGAUAAUCGUAAGGCUUACUUGAACUUCUCCAACUACCUGUCAAAUGUACCCAGCAUGUCAGAUGCUGACCGCGACGAGAUAGAUAUCGGAGCACAGAAGAUCAUGAGCACCUGCUCUCAACUGAUCAAGGAACUCAGACGAGAGAUAGCGGAUUCGGAAGUUUCUCCUCAGAAUUUGGAGCACAGGGAAAUCAUGUUGCUGUUGAUAGAAGAUUACCUGAAGAACGUUUGCAAAGUCUAUUCCGAACAGAAAGCGAUGAGAGUGAAGCGGGCUAUGGAGAUAAGGAAAAUCGCCAGACUGGAAAUGGACUCGAAGCCCGGUAAACGCUCGGAGGAACGAGUGGAAAUGAGAAGGUCCAGCCAUAACGAGAGAACAGAGGAUAAGGAGAACAAAGUCAGUUCGAACGACUCCAGUCCUAUGAAGAUACAAGAAUUAAACGGGGACGUGAACGCCCUGACGUACGAGGAAGAAAUAUCGCCCGAGGACGCGCAGCUGUUCGAGGCGGAGAACGAACAACUGUACAACGAGCUGAACACGCUGACGGAAGAGGUGAAGCAGAUCGAGAGCAAGGUGGUACACAUAGCCGAGCUACAGGAGAUAUUCACUGAGAAGGUGUUGGACCAGGACAAGGACUUGGACCGUUUGAUGACGACGGUCGUCGCCUCGACGGAGAACGUGAAAGAAGCUAACGAUCAGAUCAGACAAGCUAUCCAGAGAAACGCGGGAUUGAGAGUGUGGAUCCUUCUCUUCCUUCUAGUCAUGUCGUUCUCUCUCCUCUUCCUGGACUGGUAUAAUCCUUAAAGUAUAUGUAAGCACACGCUGGUCAUUUUAUUAAGCUCUUUUUCUACGUACACCCGCGCGUACGAUGAUGUGUAUUAUAUGUAAAAUAUUUCUAUACGAUGGUAGUCGACGCGAUCCGACGGCAUCAUUCCUGGUUUGCUCGGUGCACCGUGUCACCUGUUGAACGACACUGAACAACGCUUUUUGCCAAAAUAUGUCAUUGUAUUUUAUCCCCAAACAUUUUACAUAAUAGCUACAUCUUACAUAAUAAAAUUUGUAUUAUAUGUA
Messenger RNA from Ceratina calcarata, 1555 nucleotides. It is a transcript of the gene Syx18, whose product is annotated as syntaxin 18. Lineage: Eukaryota; Metazoa; Arthropoda; Insecta; Hymenoptera; Apidae. Bases 314 to 1288 code for a protein of 324 amino acids. Gene Ontology annotation, cellular component: SNARE complex; endoplasmic reticulum. The transcript has a single exon. The record is from RefSeq and is a predicted model, not a curated record. Gene Ontology annotation, biological process: retrograde vesicle-mediated transport, Golgi to endoplasmic reticulum.